AAACUGCUUGUAUACACGUUAUAACGGUUAGAACAAAGUGCUUUUAGAAUUCUAACGGUUUUAACGGUAGGUUCUCGUGCCUCAGAACCACACUACUGGGGUUACAUCAGGCAUUUUGUGUCUGGUUGACAGAAAUUGUGUUUAAGUGAUCAAAUGUGGUCCUGUCCGUCCUGUUCACCCCCACCAGUAGCAUCCCGUCUCCAUCAGCUGUCGGAGGAUGUUGCCUCGGAGGCAGAUAUGAUGUAAUCCCCACCAGGAGAGAGGGAGGGGGGCAGAGCUGGAGAACAGCCGCACAGCACGGAUGGAUCUCGGCUUAAACUUCAUUUAAUAAUAACGGCUAUUUAGAAUAACGGUUAGUAACGGAUCCGUGUUGGAGGAGUCAUGCCGAGGAGAGGAGGCUGGAUGCUGAACCCUCAUCUGCCGGGAAUGCUGCUAUAAUUAACCCGGUUCUCUCCCACCAUCCUCCAGGAGAAAAUGACCCGCACUCCGCCUCCAUCGUCGAUAUCUCCCCGCCCCAGCUGUCGCCUUUUCCCGCCCGGGAUGACCGUGAUCCCCGCUCCUGUAGGCCCUUAUCGUGGAUAAUUUAAUCACCUCUAAAGCGUCUUUAAUGAUAUUUUGACCUGCUGUGGUGGCUUUUAUUUCGUGAAUACACCUUUAACCAGAAUUGGAUGUAGUUUUGGGGAUAUUUUCCUUGCUUUAUUCGCUUGUUCCAGCCACCCUGCGGGGGGAAUGAUCAGCCUCCAUCCCUGGAAGUCCUGACAACCAGAAAACGUGGAGGAGGAGGGAGGGGGGGGGGGGGGGGUGGACUCUUCCAGUUCAGGUUUAAACCAUGGCCAAUGAACCUGUCAUCCUCAACGUGUAUAAUAUGUACUGGAUAAACGAGUACACUUCCAAUCUGGGCAUUGGAGUCUUCCACUCAGGCAUCGAGAUUUAUGGCAGAGAGUUUGCAUACGGGGGCCAUCCGUACCCUUUCAGCGGGAUCUUUGAGAUCACUCCUGGGAACACCGCGGAGCUGGGGGAGACAUUCAACUUCAAGGAGGCCAUAGUUCUGGGCACCACGGACUUCGCGGAGGACGACAUGAAUAAGGUCAUGGAAGAGAUGGGCAGAGAGUUCAAAGGCAACGCGUACCACCUGAUGCACAAAAACUGCAACCACUUCUCCUCCUCGCUGUCCGAGCUGCUGUGUGGGCGUGAGACCCCGCGCUGGGUGAACCGCCUCGCCUACUUCUCCUCCUGCAUCCCCUUCCUGCAGAGCUGCCUCCCCAAGGAGUGGCUGACCCCCGCCGCCCUGCAGACCCACAUCAGCCUCCACAGAGAGGAGCACCGUGAGUCCAGCGACGAGGACCCUUCGUCCCCCACCGACAACUACAGCUGCCGCCACACCAGGGUCUGAAACACCCUCAGACGCUCAGAGGGGAUUUAGUGGGAUCGAACAACCAGCUGACCUCAGACCGAUGGUCCUCAAAGGAAAGACUCAUAACACUGGGAUUUAAGACCUCUGUACGACAGGAUAGCAAACUCUUCCUCGGACUCUUGUAGAUCUGAACUUUGUAACUAUUCGGCUCUUUUUCCACAAACUGUUAAACCUCUGUCAGCCUUGCUCCCGUAAGCCUUCAGAGCUGCUUUUGUAGAACGACUAGACCUCCGAAUCUGCAUAACUCCAAUAAGUCCUUGAUAACCUCUCUGUGGCCUUCAGCUGAUAUCUCUUUCAGUGGAAAUCACAGCGUUAACGUUGAACUCAGUGGCGGACUGGCCAUCGGGAUGUUUGGGACGAAUCCCGAUGGGCUGGUACUGAAGUGGGCCGGUCGGACGAUGUGGGCCGGUCGGAUAAGUCACUAGCUUACCCCCCCCCCCCACCGUUGCCAAUUUACUCUCGGUACUUACUUGUGGUAUUUACUAGCGGUAUUUACUUGCGGUACCGAGGUGGGCCGGUCGGAUAAGUCACAAGCUGAUGUUGCAUGUUGAAGGAAUUCACAAGAACGUACAAAUAACCAGCGUUGCCAGAGAGGGAAUGUUAGACUAUCGUCCUGGAGGCUUAGAAAUGGGGAUAUGAUCGUACGCAAAUCAUAACCACGAGGACCAAUAUGUGUACAUUUGACAAAAAACACUUUUGACCCAUGAUUGGCUCGAAAUGAGUCCCGUGAGAAAAGAUGCGUAAAGACAGACGUAGAAAUGACAUUAUUUUAUCAAGCUGGUCCUGACUUUAACCGUGAAUGUCACAAAUUGAUCGUACAUGAUGGCACUUUUUGGCAUUAUUGAUUGUACAGAAAGCAAGAUUAUUAUAUGAUGAAUCCCAAAUGUAAAAAGGGUCGCGGUGGUAUCCGUAAAUUGUACUAUUAGUUGAUAACAGAAAAUGAUUGAGCUAUACAGUUCGAUGAUAUAAAGAUUAUUGACGAUAUAUCCGUAUAUUGGACAAUAAGUCGAAAACGUAAAAAUUACCAUGAUCCCCCCCAUACUUACACAAGUGGGGGCCAAGAAUUUUAAAUGUAAUAUGUUAUAUCCUAUAAUUCGAAAAACGUAAAAGAUUAUCAAGGUCCUUACCAUACUUUACGACAAGAUGAUGUUAUUGUAUUUUUAAGAAAAUGAUUGUUAACCACGAGAACAAAUGGCUGUGAUUGUAUAACUUUAAGAAAUGUAACGUUGCAGAGUUCUAAUUUCAAGCAAAAUGUACAAAAGGCAAGAUUAUUGAAAAAAAGUACAUAAAACAUAGUGUGGGGGAAACUUCUGAAGCAAUGGGAGUCAGGACUCAGAGACACGAGGAGAGCUGGAGCUUUGAUGACAAACACUGACGGUUUAUUUGGAGCUUCGGCCGGAGAAUUCACAAGACAUGUCACGGGCCACGAGUUGACCACACGGUUGAGAUGCCACAAUCAGUUCUGAAGAGCCCUCCUGUAGCUCCAGGUUUUAACUAGUUCAGAGUGUAAUAAUCAACAUUCUUCAAUAGAGAGACUAAACAGCUGAGGACAUUGAAUCACAUUUGUUGUCGCUUAUGGCUCGAGGUCAUCUCCAUCCCGAGGAGGAUGUGUUCCAGGUGUCCCACAACAAUAACUAUCUCUGACCGAAAGUUGCCCGGUCACAAACUGGUAACAUCAACAACUUGCUAGGGCAGCCCCUCCUUAAGGGAGAUAACGGCUGCUCAAGGCUGGUCAGCUGCGUCAGAGGGCGAAGGAGGACAUGCAGGGCAAAUUAUUCCCCAACACAUAGAAAUAUGAGAGUUAUUGUACAACUGGCAAUGCUGGUCGCCACAUUUCUGAUUACAGAUUCAAGUAUUUCUGUUUUUAAACCAACAAACGGGGACAGUCAUCACCAAUCAGGGGAACUGUUCAGAACAUCAGACACAAAGAGAAGCUGCUACAAGGACUAUAAUUGACUUUGUGAUGCAGUACAACUUUUGUCUACGCUUUUAUAUACAAAUGGUCUUUAUAUGAUAACGGUGCGUUAAUUUUCAGGAUAUGGAAAUGUCAAUUUACACCCGGGAAAUGUUCCUCUGUGAUACUGCUGUUCACCUUUUCCAACAAUAACACUGAAACCUGAGACUUUAUCAGUAUUGUCCUUUAAAUCACAGUUCCCAUAACCCAAAAGUAUUUAUUUUUCCUUUUACCUGUUGUUCAAUUGAUCAAUCUAUAUUUCAUGUAACAGGGUCCUGCGGCCUAAAGGCUUUUACUGGUAAUAAAACAUGUCUUAAAUCAACCUUU
Messenger RNA from Gymnodraco acuticeps, 3695 nucleotides. Its product is annotated as deubiquitinase DESI2. The coding region runs from base 830 to 1393 and encodes 187 amino acids. Gene Ontology annotation, biological process: protein deubiquitination. The record is from RefSeq and is a predicted model, not a curated record. Gene Ontology annotation, molecular function: deubiquitinase activity. NCBI's taxonomy places the organism in Eukaryota, Metazoa, Chordata, Actinopteri, Perciformes, Bathydraconidae. The transcript is spliced from 5 exons.